Prosopis cineraria is the source of this 784-nucleotide messenger RNA. RefSeq names its product ethylene-responsive transcription factor ERF022-like. Lineage: Eukaryota; Viridiplantae; Streptophyta; Magnoliopsida; Fabales; Fabaceae. Bases 19 to 579 code for a protein of 186 amino acids. The transcript has a single exon. Gene Ontology annotation, biological process: regulation of DNA-templated transcription. Gene Ontology annotation, molecular function: DNA-binding transcription factor activity; DNA binding. The record is from RefSeq and is a predicted model, not a curated record.
ACAACUUGUUCUCCUUCAAUGGAACCACCCACCGUCGCCGCCGCUACUCCGGCAACCUACCGAGGUGUUCGCAUGCGAAAGUGGGGCAAAUGGGUGUCUGAAAUCAGGGAGCCCGGCAAGAAGACCCGGAUAUGGUUAGGGAGCUAUGACACGCCGGAGAUGGCAGCAGCUGCAUACGACGUCGCAGCUUUGCAUUUCCGAGGCCAAGCGGCACGGCUCAACUUCCCGGAGCUCAUCAGCUGCCUGCCUCGGCCGGCAAGCUCCCGAGCUGAGGAUGUGCAGUUGGCAGCACAGCAAGCAGCUUUGAAGUUAAAGAGACCGGCCAUCAGAGGGCCGUCGGAGGCAGGAGGUGACUCUACAGUGGCUCCGCCGGCGAUGGUGGGGCUAUCACCGAGCCAAAUUCAGGCGAUAAAUGAGUCGCCAUUGGAUUCACCCAAGAUGUGGAUGCAGAUGGCUGAUGAAGCUGCUCUGAUGCCAGGGUUUGAUGGAUUGUCCAACGAAGACGAAGACGACGACGUAUCAGGGUUAAGUGAAUUGGAAGAAAUGCAGCAUUAUUAUGAAUCCAUAUGGGACUUCUAAUUACGCUUUUGUAAUUUAUAAGCUUAAUUAAUUAUUAAAGGCAAUAUUAUUGUACACAACAUAAUUGAUGUUUUUUCUUUUUAACUUUUUAAUUAUAUGAAGUAGGCAAAUACUAGUCUCUUGGGGGAAAAUUCGACGUGUAUGUUUUGCAGACAAGCCUGAGGUUAUAUAUAUAAUUUUAUAUAUGCGGAAGCAAAUCAAUGAA